Tuber melanosporum (Perigord truffle) is the source of this 1608-nucleotide messenger RNA. RefSeq lists its product as uncharacterized. Lineage: Eukaryota; Fungi; Ascomycota; Pezizomycetes; Pezizales; Tuberaceae. Gene Ontology annotation, molecular function: aldehyde dehydrogenase (NAD+) activity. The transcript is spliced from 9 exons. The record is from RefSeq and is a predicted model, not a curated record. The coding region runs from base 1 to 1608 and encodes 535 amino acids.
AUGGCCAUGAAGAUUUCCUUCGACUCCCUCGUCAGCGGUUUCGCCGCUGGGUGCUCAAUUAAUAGAGAUAAUUUCUCUUUCGCUGCCAUGGAUAUGCCAGUUCCGGAAGAGUGCAAGGAGGGAUGGAAGGGUGAGGUUCUUGCAGAGCCUUCCAUUCGGAGUGAGUCGGAUUACAAUAUUCAAUGUUACUGUCCGGCCACUGGACGAUUGCUUGGAAGGGCCAGGCCGGCAUACCCUGAGGAUAUCGAUAAGGCGAUCGCAAAGUCGGCGGCAGCGCAGAAAGAAUGGGCAAAGACGUCUUUCGAAGAAAGAAAGAAGGUUCUGAGGUCACUUCUUAAAUAUAUUCUCGCCAACCAGGAUACAAUUAUCACCGCUGCUUGUCUCGACUCUGGAAAAACUCGCAUUGACGCCGCCCUCGGAGAGAUUUUGGUUGUCGUUGAAAAAAUCAAGUGGGUUCUGAACAACGGGGAGCAAGCAUUGAGGCCGGAGGGGAGGGGCUUGUUUGUGCUUGUGUCUCUUGGAAAUCAAUAUUCUAUAUUCGCAGGAAAUGGAAUCGUUGUUAAGGGAAGUGAAAACACAGCCUGGAGUUCUGGUUACUUUGUUUCCACAAUUAAAGGUGCUCUUUCUGCUUGUGGUCAUAACCCAGACCUUGUUCAGUCUAUCACAUGCUGGCCAGAAGUUGCCCCUCACCUCACCUCUCAUCCUGGAAUCGCUCAUAUCACUUUCAUUGGAUCCCGCCCGGUUGCCCACCAUGUGGCUGCAUCCGCUUCUAAAUCAUUGACCCCUUUGUGUAUUGAAUUGGGUGGUAAAGACGCGGCCAUCGUUCUUGACGACGUUCCGAACGUUAAAGCGUUAUCCUCAGUACUUAUGCGUGGUGUUUUCCAGAGCGCUGCUCAGAACUGCAUUGGGAUUGAAAGGAUUGUGGUCCUCCCAAAAGUGUACUCGAAACUCGUCGAAAUACUUGAAGAAAGGAUCAAGAAAAUCCGACUAGGAUCUGUCCUUGACGGUGAUGAAGUCGAUUGUGGUGCCAUGGUUUCUGCGGCUGGGUUUGACAAACUGGAGUCCUGGAUUGAGGACGCUGUCAAAAAAGGCGCUAGAUGCUUGGUUGGUGGUAAAAGACUGAUUCACCCAAAAUACCCCCAGGGUCAUUAUUUCUCACCCACGCUCCUUGUUGACGUAACCGAGGAUAUGCCAAUCGCUCAAAACGAAACUUUCGCCCCUAUAUGCGUUCUCAUGAGAGCUAAGGAUGUUACGCAUGCCAUUCACCUAGCAAACUCGACUGAGUACGGCCUUGGUGGCUCAGUUUUUGGAAGGAACAAACGAGAUCUCGAUCGUGUUGUGAGAGAAUUUAAGAGCGGCAUGGUGUCUGUCAAUGAUUUUGGAGUAUAUUAUCUGAACCAGUCAUUGCCCUUUGGGGGAGUGAGAGGGUCUGGAUAUGGUAGGUUCGCUGGUGUGGAGGGUAUGAGAGCAAUCUGCAAUGUUAAGGCGGUUUGUGAAGAUCGGUUCCCCCGAUUGAUCAACACUGCUAUUCCCCCAGUUGUUGAUUACCCAAUAAGAGACGGUAACAGAGGUUGGCAAUUCACCAAAGGUAAGAACGCGUGCGUCUAG